GGGGCAGGAGUUCAUCAAGCAAAGGCUUUGAUAACACUCUGAUUCCUUGACGCUGAAUUAACCUUUUACUCAAAACAAACAAAACAAAAAUUCACCAAUUAAAACUUCAUCAUUCAAUAGGUACUAAUUCAUUAUAUAUACACGUGCAUUAUGCGCGGUAUAACCACCAUUUGCUUUGCACCAUCCAAUUUCCCUUUUUUAGUUGCCGUGCCAAUAUGGUCACGUCCAUGUUUCUCUUCACAAUCGACCCAUUCUUUACAAUCCUGAUGUGUAUAACUCUAUGCUUUCUGCACGCCAUCUCAUGCGAAUUCCGUCGGGAUCGCCAGUUCUCCGGCCAUGGACCGCCGACGUAUCCGAUCAUAGGCUGCUUGGUUUCCUUCUACAAGAACAGGCACCGUCUCUUGGACUGGUACACCGAUCUCCUCUCCAAAUCAACCACACGAACGAUCGUGAUUCGCCGGUUCGGAGCUCGGAGGACCGUCGUGACGGCGAACCCGGAAAACGUGGAGUACAUGCUCAAGACGAACUUUAGCAACUACCCGAAAGGCAAGGCCUCCGCUGAGAUUCUUGGCGAUUUUCUUGGUUGUGGAAUACUCAACGUGGACGGAAAGCUUUGGCAAGCCCAACGCAAGUUAGCCAGCUAUGAGUUCAGCGCCAAGUCCUUACAAGAAUACCUUGUGAACACAUUGGAGGAACAGGUGGAAGGCAAACUGCUGCCUUUUAUGGAGUCUAUGGCAGCAGUGGAGAAUGAUGGCAAGGUUGUUGUGGACUUGCAAGAGUUAUUGAGAAGACUUGCUUUUGAUAUUGUUUGUGAAGUUACGUUGGGGAUUGAUCCUUGUAGCUUAGAUUCAUCUCUUUCAUAUUCGGGUCUGGAGAGAGCUUUUAGUGUGGCGUCGGAGGUGUGCGCCAGGAGAGGAUCGGAGCCUGUUUCUGUUGUAUGGAAGAUAAAGAGAAUGCUCGGAGUUGGAUCGGAGAGAAGACUCAGGGAAGCCAUUGAAGAAAUCCACGCAUUUGUUACCGAGAUAAUUCAUGAUAGGAUAUGGGUUAUUGUGGAAAAUGGGAAGGUCCCUCCAGGUGAAGAUCUAUUAUCAAAAAUGAUAGUAACAGGCCUUGAUGAGAGAGUCCUCCUGAGAGACAUGGUGCUAAGCUUUAUGAUGGCGGGGAGGGACACAAUGUCGGCGGCAAUGACGUGGCUCUUUUACCUGCUAUCUUACCAUCCUAAAGUGGAGCAAGAGGUGGUGAAGGAGCUAGGAUCUGUAGUUGAGCCGCAGGAGAGGCUAUCACAUUAUGAAACACUCAAGGAAAUGAGGUAUUUAAAGGCAUGCAUCUGCGAGUCCAUGAGGCUAUUCCCGCCAGUUGCUUGGGACUCGAAGCAUGCCAUAGCCGAUGACUUCUUACCAGACGGUACACCCGUCCAUGCCGGAGAUUGGGUGACUUACUUCCCCUAUGGGAUGGGGAGGAUGCAAGUUUUGUGGGGUGAAGACAGGCUUGACUUCAAGCCAGGGAGAUGGUUUCUUGAACCGGAUGGAGAAGGAAGAGGACCGCUAAAGAAAGUAUGCCCGUACAAGUUCCCGGUUUUUCAAGGCGGUCCAAGAGUAUGCCUAGGAAGAGAAAUGGCCUUCAUUCAAAUGAAGUAUGUUGUAGGUUCAAUACUAAAGCGGUUUGAGAUCCAACCGGCAAGUUUAGACCGCCCGGUCUUUGUGCCGCUAUUGACGGCUCACAUGGCCGGUGGUUUCAAGGUUUUUGUCCGCAGGAGACAACCACCACGCGCCAAUAACUGAUUAUAUAGCAGGACAAGUCAACAGUGGCCGACUAGACUUCAUAGCUGUUUCGAAUCCAAUUUAUAUGGCCAAAACAAAAGGUUCCAAAGUUUACCCUCAAGGCUUGUAAGAUAUAUUUGUCCUAGCCCUUGAUGCACUUGUGUUUUGGAUUAAUACUAGUGGAUCACACAUGUGAU
Molecule: messenger RNA, 1957 nt
Organism: Diospyros lotus (date-plum)
Lineage: Eukaryota; Viridiplantae; Streptophyta; Magnoliopsida; Ericales; Ebenaceae
Product: cytochrome P450 94B3-like
Exons: 1
Coding region: 216-1781 (521 amino acids)
Molecular function (GO): heme binding; oxidoreductase activity, acting on paired donors, with incorporation or reduction of molecular oxygen; monooxygenase activity
Source: RefSeq, a predicted model, not a curated record